UCCGGGCAGUUUUAAAAUGGCAGCGCGCACUUGUUUCUGAUGUUAACAAAUAGAAAACGUUUAUCGGCAUGGAUAUGAAGAGAAAUUCAUUACCAUUAUAGUAUUCAACUUUUAUGGUAGUUAUUAUCUCAUUUAAAGUUUAAACCUCAGAAAUGUCGUAUCCAGUGGAACACAAAACAGUGUUUGUCCUGGACAGAGGUCCGCUGUUCGCGCGGUCCUGUAAACAGAGUAUUGAAUAUGACGUCAUGUCUAAGACCAAAACACCCGGAAUUAUCCCUGCUGCACCGAUCACGAAGUCGAUGUGGACUUGUAACGUUGAGACCAUGAUUGAGUACAUGCGAAUUGUGUUUGAUAUAUUUCCUGCCAAACGAACGAUAAGAGUGGUAGUUGGAGAUGAGACUUUAAAUGAAUGGCAGCAGAAAGACCAAAAUAUACAGCAGGUGAUGUUGGCCUUGGGUCAGGUGGGACCCCCAGGGCCGAAAGCCAAGGAGGAUGAGAAUGUGAUCCGGGGCCUGACCCAGGCUGUUCAAGUGCUGUGUGACCCCACCCCCCUCCAACAAGAGGAGGACCAGGACCUGCUUCAGAACAAAGGGAGGAUAAUCUGCCUCACCACAGUCAAAAGUGAGAGUCAGAUGCGGGCCUAUGAGGAGUGUGUGAGUGAUGCCAUUAUACAACACAACCAGCUGGCCGAGGACUCAGAUAGUUUGUUACCCAUCAGUCACUGUGAGCUGGUUCUGAUACACGUCACACCAGUCGGGGACGAAACCAAGAUCACAGAACGCCUGAGUAGAGAGAUUUCUCCGUACCUGAACGGGGAGGUCCACGUGACCCAGUCGGGGAAGUUACUGUACAACAAGCUGAUCCAGCUGGUCCAGAUGCACUACGGACUCUCCUCCACAACGGUCACCGGGAUACCCAUGAAGGAGGAACAGAAUGCUAGCUCCUCAGCAAACUAUGACGUGGAACUUCUCCAUCCCUCGGCGGCUCACGAUGAUCUGAUGAAGUCAGCUCACAGUGACGGAUUGGUGAUUGCCUCUAAAGAAGGACUCCCCACAGAAUCAGUGACUCUAAAAUGGUGUACCCCCAAGUCCAAUAUUGUAGAGCUGCAGUAUUGUACAUGUGCUGCCAGAAUCACGCCGGUGGACGUCAACAGUCGCCCCUCAUCCUGCCUCACCAACUUCCUACUUAGUGGUCGAGCUGUAAUGUUGGAGCAGCCCCGGAAGUCAGGUACCAAGGUAAUCUCACACAUGCUGGCCAGUCAUGGGGGUGAGAUCUUUAUCCAUGCCAUCAAUACUGCCCGGUCACUGCUGGAGGACCCACCCUCAAUCAGUGAGGGGUGUGGGGGGAGGGUCACAGACUACAGAAUCAAUGAUUUCAAAGAGUUUAUGAAGGAGAACCGACUAGCACCAGCAUUACCAGACAUGCUGUCAACCGGCAUCAACUAUCUAGACCGAGCCAAGACACACCUUGAGAGGAUGAGUCGAUUCUGGCCACUGGUCAUUGGAGAAACCAUCAUAUUCAACAUGGCAUCCCACAUUGACCCGCUCCCUACAAUCAUUGUUAAGGAGAAGUUGGAUGACGAGGAUGUGUUGGAAUGUCAGAAAGCUAUCUACCAUGUCGUGGGGAUGGAGUCCAGGAACGAACCCCUACCCACCUCUAGUGCAGGAACCCGCGGGAAGGGACCAAAAAGAGACGAGCAGUACAAACAGAUGUGGGCGGAGUUAGAGAACCUGAUCCGCGCCCACGCAGACUCCUCCCCUCAACACCAGAGGGUGCUGGAGUGUCUCCUGAAGUGUAAGAAGCCGAGCGACGACGUCAAAUCCUCUCCCAGCAGCACAAAGGAGGAGAAACAGGAGGCUAACACUGACCAGAACUAUGCCUGGAAGGAGCUCGACAGAUUUCAGAAAAUGACAGAGAAGGAAAAACAAGAAAUGAACAAAUCAGAAGGAGGACCAUCCUCUGUUAAAAAAUCCAGACUCAGCACUGAUGAUACUCAGUUCAAAAGCAAAGGUGCUAGUAAUCUGCUUUCGCUCUGGACCGAUCGCAUCAAAUCUGUCCACUCCAAGCGGCAUGUGGAAUUUUCCGGGCGUGCACAGAGCGACGGAAACCAAGCGGAGCUGUAUCAGAAUCUUAACAAACAACUACAGGAGAAUUCUGGAAUGGAUGUGUCGACUCCACCACAGAAGGGUAUGGGGAUCCAGAAGAAGAUGUAGAGACAUUUUGUCCAUGAAAGAUUUAGUGAUGAUAAUCUGUAAACAUCCAAGUGUCAACAAGAUGGCCACAACCAUCCAUAUAGAAAUGGAAGAGCUCUAUUGGAGUUUAUCUGUAAUAGACCAGUUAGUGACAUCUCCGUGAGUGUGGACAAUUACAAUAAAGUCAAGAUCUUCAUGGCUGCAUGUGUCGGUGAAAAUCACUUUGAUAAGUUUUCUGAAUUAUCAGAAGCUCUUGUGCAAAUCUAGAAGGUUCCAUUUUGCAGUGAACAAUCUAGUAUAAACGUUCUGUUUUCUGUUGCAUCAUUAGAUACUAUGUGUUGAUAUGUAGACGAGUUGGUAGGAAGUCCUGGGGAAACCGUGCUGGAAUUGUUUUAUAAGAUGACUGUUAUGUCCCCUUACCAAUUUAAAAAAAGUGUUAGCUUGGUAUCUUUAUAAUAUUGACUAUUCCACAUAUUGACAUGCAAAACUUGAAAAUAAAAAAUACAUAAAAAUGCA
This is a messenger RNA of Magallana angulata, 2708 nucleotides long. RefSeq names its product integrator complex subunit 13-like. Gene Ontology annotation, cellular component: integrator complex. Gene Ontology annotation, biological process: centrosome localization; regulation of mitotic cell cycle. The transcript has 18 exons. Bases 153 to 2213 code for a protein of 686 amino acids. The record is from RefSeq and is a predicted model, not a curated record. Lineage: Eukaryota; Metazoa; Mollusca; Bivalvia; Ostreida; Ostreidae.